AUGUCUCAUAGUAGGGCUCUAUCGAAGUUCAGCACCUGCGAUGUGGCAGAUGGCUUAUUGAAUUUCUGUGGAAUAGAUGAUGGCGGGUUUCUUGGUAACUUAACGCAGUGGUCUGGGUCGGAGCAGGGGACACUAGUGGGCCCAGCCUACACCGUUUUAUUUGACAAAGUGGAAAAUGUGGACGAAGAGGUGAAUUAUAUCGACAGCCUGCCUCGAGGCGUAGUUCUCGUUAUUGGCCUUCCGCUUGAGCAGCAGCUUCCCACUGCACCGCACGUUAUAGUCAGCCAGGCCUUGUAUGGGGGCCUCAUGUCUACGAGGGCGCAGUACCUGGGGUCACGUGGCACAAUUGUUUUUGGAAGAGUCAGAGAUGUAGAUGAGCAUCGGCAGCUAAACUACCCUGUAUUCAGCCAUGCACUGGGCGUAUGCGCCCCCAGGAUGGCUGUAAAGCCUGCAAAAAUUGGCGUGGCGCUCCCCAUUCUAAUGCCUGAUGGCAGCGUCAGACAUCUCAAUCCGGGCGACUAUGUGGUUGCUGACGAAAAUGGUGUCGUCCAGAUCCCGGCGAGCGUAAGUUCAAAGAUGGAGAAGCUCAUAAAUUACAUUGAUCAUUCAAUUAAGGCGGAUCAGCGUGUCGCGCAGGAUAUCAAGAUUGGGGUACCUGCGAAACAAGCUCAGAGGAAUCGGCGGGCAGCUCUGAAGGACCUCAUCGAACCGAACUAA
Messenger RNA from Eremothecium gossypii ATCC 10895, 717 nucleotides. Its product is annotated as bifunctional 4-hydroxy-4-methyl-2-oxoglutarate aldolase/oxaloacetate decarboxylase. Lineage: Eukaryota; Fungi; Ascomycota; Saccharomycetes; Saccharomycetales; Saccharomycetaceae. The coding region runs from base 1 to 717 and encodes 238 amino acids. The transcript has a single exon. The record is from RefSeq and is marked provisional.